UUAAACUUUAAAGGGCCAAACUGGACAGCUGGGUGUGUCCAUGCUGUGUGGGAGUGUGUAUGUGUGCAGUAUAUGCAUCCACUCACUGGUCACACACAACGAGGACUAAGGGACCUGAGGACAUCCACUCUCCUGUGUCUCAUUUUCACUCAUUUUCGUGCUUCGUUAGAUCGCUGCGACUGACUCAGACCGACGCCUGCGGGAUACUUCCUCAUCAAGCCGUCAACGUCUCUGUUGGGAGUUGCGUCUGAGCUGCUGUCCCUCCACCAUGGGUGCCUUUAUUGCCAAGAUGCUGCUUCCUACGGUCAGCAGCGUGGUGUUCCUGCCUGCGGCCAGCGUGGCGGCCAAGAGGGGCUUCCACAUGGAGGCCAUGGUCUACUUCUUCACCAUGUUCUUCAGUGCGAUCUACCACGCCUGUGAUGGACCGGGCCUCUCCAUCCUGUGUUUCAUGAGGUACGACAUCCUGGAGUACUUCAGUGUUUACGGCACGGCUCUGUCCAUGUGGGUCACACUCAUCGCUCUGGGCGACUUCGAUGAGCCGCAGCGCUCCAGUAUAACCAUGUUCGGGGUGUUGACCAUCGCCGUGAGGAUCUACCAGGAUCGCUGGGGCUACGGGAUCUACUCCGGUCCCAUCGGAUCAGCUGUCUUCAUCAUCACCGUCAAAUGGCUGCAGAAGAUGAAGCAGCUGAGGGCGGUGUAUCCAGAGAAGGCGGUGUACACGCAGCAGGUCGGUCCGGGCUGCUGCUUCGGCGCUCUCGCUCUGAUGCUGCGUUUCUACUUUGAGGAGUGGGACUACGCCUACGUCCACAGCUUCUACCACCUGUCUCUGGCCGUGUCCUUCGUCCUGCUGCUGCCGAAGAAGAACCGCUACGCAGGGACGGACACGAACGCGGCGAAGCUCAGCUGCUUCGCUCUCUGCUGCUGCAGCAUGUCCCCUGGUUCCUCUAAAGCCAAGACAGACAAGCCAAAGAAGAAGUCUCGGACCGUGUGGACAGUCCCCACCGAGAAGCCGUGGACUCGAGGCUGCAGCACCCCCACCCUGCCUCUUUACAACCCCCCACCCUCCACACCCGUCAAAGGCACCAGCAUCAGCAAGCUCAAAGAGAUGAACGGCUGGAAGUGAACCCCCAAAAAGUCACCACGGUCAGUCUGCUGAAGCGGGAGGACUUCAUCCUGGAGAACAGGCACAGAUAGUGGUUGGCUGUGAGCGGGAAAUGGGAAAAUCACCAAACAACUGUCAGCCGAACGCUGAUAAACUCGUAUGUGGCUGGUAAGUUAAUCUACUUCAGCAGGAAACCAACCAUCAUGUGGACGUUCCUUUUCUACUCCAAAACAUCAUUUUUGGCUGGUAGAAUAUUUAAGGUCAGCAGCGACUUUAGGAAUCCGCCGGCCGCCGCAGCCAGCAGGUGAAGAGACUCGAGAACCCUGAUGUGGUUCUUAAAAACUGUGAGGGGGCGAGAGCAGAAGGCGAGUCGGGCCUCGGGUGCCCUCAAAGACCCGAUAAGAACACAGCUGUCUGAGGCCGAGGACAGGCAGCGUGCUCCGAGAGCAGAACACACACAGCACGGACAGGGAGACGGUGGCUGAGACAAGCCAGUAAAACUGACUGGAAAAUUUAUGAGAAGAACAAACAGGCAGAUGGUUUAUCUCUCCAAAAUAUAUAAAUUGUCUUUAGAAAUGUUCCUCAGGGGAGACCCUUCGUCUGCUUGUCUCUGUCUGUCCCCCCCCUCCUCUUUCUCUUUCCCGUCUCUCUCAGGGAAAGGAACCACGCGGCUGAAUUCGCUUAUGAGAAUUACAAGACUGUAAAGCACAUUUUUACCGUCUUUAAUACGAGCUUGAGGGGCCAAAUGUGUCAUGUGGAGCAUCAGACGCUGGAGCGGCGGCCCAGACGUCGGUCUGUAACCCGACUGAAGCAUCUCGAUGUGUUUCUGGAUCAACAGGUGGACUCCUCUGUCUGUUAACUCUGGUUCACUGACCCGGCAGCUUUGGCAGGAUUUCAGUCCCUGAAGUGCUUUGUUCAGACUGUGUAAUGUUUCUUUUGUUAAUAUAUUGUUAUUUAUUGCAGCAGAGAUUAUUGUAUAUUCUCAGUGUGUGUUUGUUUUUAAUCAUUUUGUAAUGUUUCACAAAUAAAAUGAA
Seriola aureovittata is the source of this 2136-nucleotide messenger RNA. RefSeq names its product myomaker, myoblast fusion factor (gene mymk). The transcript has 6 exons. NCBI's taxonomy places the organism in Eukaryota, Metazoa, Chordata, Actinopteri, Carangiformes, Carangidae. The coding region runs from base 269 to 1123 and encodes 284 amino acids. Gene Ontology annotation, cellular component: plasma membrane. The record is from RefSeq and is a predicted model, not a curated record.